CAACCAAUCGAUCAUUCAAAUGUUAGUUUUAUCCCUGGGCCUCAAGUCACCAACAAGACAGCGUCAGAAAGACUGAAAUAUUCAGUCGCAAGGUCAAACCCAGAAUGUUAAAAAGUGUUUUACACGUGGCAAAUGAACCCCAGAAGUCAGCUAUCUGGGGUCGAGCCAUCAAUCGAGGAUCAUUGGGCUAUUCUGUCCUCUCAGCGUCACUAGUCUGUGCGACGCCUCUACUAGGCAUUACAUUCAGCAUCAUCAUCAAUGACUUCCAGGGCUCAGUCUUGGGUUUUGUCUAUGCUGCAUACUCUGGAAAACUCUCGUCGAUCCUUCCAGCUUAUUACUUUCGCUUUAGCUGGCAUGCUCUAGCUGGGUAUGCGUUCUGGGCCUUUCUUCAAGCGCUUCUCUUCUGGGGUCUUCCCGGAAAGAAGGGCUUAGGGCAACCGACUGCGGGUGGCAAUAUACUCUCAUACAAAACCAAUGGCCUCUCUGCGUGGUUCGUCACGCAUGCCAUUCUUGGCCUCCUUUGCUUGAUGGGAGUUGUGGACCCUGGCUAUAUCCCGAGGAACUGGAUUAAUUUAUGGCAUGUGGCUAAUGUUUUUGGCUUCUUGGUGUCUGGUUUUGCCUUUAUCAAGGCUCAUCUUGUUCCCUCGCACAUACAAGAUCGAAAAUUUAGCGGUUCUCUCUUGUACGACUUUUACAUGGGCAUUGAACACAACCCUAGGAUUGGGAACGACUUCGAUAUAAAGCUUUUCACUAUAGGAAGAUUGGGUAUGGUUUCUUGGACUGUUAUCGACAUAUCGAACAUUGCCUACCAAUAUCAGACAUACCGUAUUAUCACGCCCUCACUUGUCCUUGUCACAAUACUGCAUGGAAUCUAUGUGAUAGACUUUUUCGUUCACGAGGAUUGGUACCUACGGACAAUUGACAUCGCCCAUGACCACUUUGGUUUCUACCUGGCUUGGGGGUCCAUUGUCUGGAUCCCAGCUACUUACACGCUCCAGGCACAGUAUCUAGGCCAAUUCCCAACGAUAGUGUCCAGAAUCUAUCUCAUAAUCGUUUUUGGUCUGGGUCUGGCUGGAUAUGUAGUGUUCCGCGUCGCGAACAACCAAAAGGAUCGAGUCCGCAGCAGCAAUGGCAACUGUGUCGUUUUCGGACAGCCUCCGCGAUACAUCCGAGCCAGAUAUAAGACAGCAGACGGAAAAUUUCACGAGAGCAUCUUGCUUUGUAGCGGAUGGUGGGGGUGGUCACGACACGCAAAUUAUGUAGGCGAUCUUCUUAUGAGUUUUGCCAUGUGUGCACUAGUUGGUACUACAAAGCUGCUGGUAUGGUUCUAUGGCUUUUUCAUGCUGGUUUUACUUAUACACCGCUGCUUGCGAGACGAGAAGCGGUGCCACGAUAAGUAUGGCAAGUACUGGCAAGAGUACUGCCGUCUUGUCCGCUGGCGCCUGAUACCUGGAGUUUGGUGAGCUAGUUAGCUUACAUCAGACACAGACAGUCUGAAUAGCUUGCUAAGCGGAUUUGGCUGUCGUCUCUUAUUUAUAGUAAUAUGGGGAAAUUAUAUAACUAGAGGUACUUUUAAAUGUAAUUUCU
Molecule: messenger RNA, 1587 nt
Organism: Exserohilum turcica Et28A
Lineage: Eukaryota; Fungi; Ascomycota; Dothideomycetes; Pleosporales; Pleosporaceae
Exons: 3
Coding region: 105-1463 (452 amino acids)
Biological process (GO): brassinosteroid biosynthetic process; cholesterol biosynthetic process
Cellular component (GO): endoplasmic reticulum membrane
Molecular function (GO): 7-dehydrocholesterol reductase activity
Source: RefSeq, a predicted model, not a curated record